Messenger RNA from Racocetra persica, 552 nucleotides. Lineage: Eukaryota; Fungi; Glomeromycota; Glomeromycetes; Diversisporales; Gigasporaceae. The record is from the annotation of a GenBank genome assembly.
AAAUGGAUUACGCAAUCCAAACAACUGUGAGCAGCGUUGAAUGUGAAGACCCCCGAUAUGAAGAAAAACCGGCGACUCAAAUAGCAGAGGAAUUUCCGAUACAUACCCAAGUUUUCUUUCUUGGUAGUCCAUAUUAUGGUUGUCCAGGAUUAGUUGUCAAAAAUGCUAAAAGAAAUUUGGCAGUAAAAUUGAUUAUUGAUAUAAAUAAUAGUAGCAUGGAGCCUGAUUUCGGCAAAAAAAUUGCGAAUGAUUUUGAUAGUCGUGUGAAAUACUAUCCUUCCUUUCAGGUUGCAAAAAGGUUAAGCAUGAGUGGUCUAACUUUGAGUAAAUUAACUGCUAGCUUAUAUGUUAUUUGUAAGUCAACUGAUCAACGGGUCAACCUUGGACUUAAUUUAAAAUUUGAAGCAAAAAAACAAAAAGUAUUGGGAUAUACAAGAAAGUCGCGAGAUUCUGGGUGGGAAUAUAGUGAGAAGGCGAUACAGAUUUUGGCACAAUAUAAGGAAAAAUUCCCAGAAUUCAUUCAAGCUCUUGAAGAGAAGCAUAAAGAUGGUA